AUAAAAAAUAUAUGUAUGUACGUCCAUAUAUCUAAUAUCAAAAUGUGUAUACAAAUUUAUGACGAAAUUCAUUUAUGAUUAUCCAAUUUGUAAGAAAAUGUAUAGAUUAAUAUUAAAGUUUAUGCAAAAUCUGAAUGUGUAUGUCUGACGCAAUGCGGUGCAUCGGUAAAUGUAUAAAAGGAAUGCACAGUCUCUGAUAUGGCUCGCAAUUCUUUCAACGAAGACGAUCAAUUCGUGCGCGUGCCUAGUCGAGACAGAGAUUUUCAAGCGCAUUGACCUCAGCCAUAAACCUAGGGUCGCCAACUUAAUAAAAAUUUAUAUGUUGAAAGAAUAGCAAAGCAUAAGUAGUUGUAUUUGCAUUAUAUCUGAAGAAAGAUUGAAAUAAUCGUAAAAUUCUAUUAAUCACGAUACAAAAUGUUUUAUCCAUUUUAAUAAUAUUCACGUUUUUUCGAUCGCUUAAAUGAUAUUUAACGGAUAAAAUAAAGAUAAUUAAAUAUGUCAAGUUUUCUCAAUUUGAUUUGUACUUUUUCAGUUAUAAAAUUUUGUCUACGAAAUAUUUGUAAGAAACAUUUUUUAAAUAUCUAUACAAAAAUAUGAACAAAUAAAAUUUUAUGUUAUCUAUUAAAUUUGUAUAGUCAUUUAAUAUAGGAACUUUUGAUUUAUAUGAUAUUUAGUCUUGAUUGGCUGAGAACAAAUGACGCAUUGAAUUAGAAUUUAUCAUUUGUACGCAAUCAGCAAUAUUUCUAGUAGAAUCUGGAAAGGUUUUAAAGAUGGCGGCGUCCUUUCGGCUUCGGCAUGCGAUAAAAUUAGGAAAAUUGUUUCCUAAACGAAUAACUUAUAAUGUCGAAAGAAAGAUUAUUGAACGAACAUGUAGACAACUUGCCGUAAUUCCUGGUAACCACAUACGUUGUUUGUCAUCACAAACAGCAACUCAGUCUUCGACUGAAUAUCAUAAUAUAAUACAAGAUACAGAAAAAGUUACAGGAGAAAAAGCUAAACAUGACUUUCAGUCAGAGACUCAGAUGUUAUUGCAGAUCGUUGCAAAAUCAUUGUAUUCUGAUAAAGAGGUAUUUGUUCGUGAAUUGAUAUCUAAUGCCAGUGAUGCUUUGGAAAAAUUAAGAUAUCUUAGAUUAAGUAACACUGAAGUUGGUGAAGUAGCUGGUGAUAGAAAUUUAGAAAUUCACAUUGCUACUGAUAAACAAAAUCGUAUAUUAACUAUCCAAGAUACAGGAAUUGGUAUGACACAUGAAGAAUUAAUAUCCAAUUUAGGAACAAUUGCUCGUUCUGGUUCCAAAGCAUUCUUGGAACAAAUCAAAGAUAAGCAAAAUGAAGGAGAUCCAUCUAAAAUUAUUGGACAAUUUGGAGUUGGUUUUUAUAGUGCAUUCAUGGUAGCAGACAAAGUUGAAGUUUAUACUAAAUCUUAUGCAAAUGAUGCUGACGGUUUUUGUUGGUCAUCUGAUGGAUCUGGAUCUUUUGAAAUAUCACAAGCAGAAGGUGUGCAACCAGGUACUAAAAUUGUCAUACAUUUAAAACCUGACUCUCGUGAAUUUUGUGAUGAAAGUGUAAUUAAAGGUAUCAUUACGAAGUACAGUAAUUUUGUAGGUAGUCCUAUUUAUGUUAAUGGUCAAAGAGCUAAUACAAUACAGCCUCUGUGGAUGCUUGACCCAAAAGAUAUUACGCCUCUACAACACACAGAGUUUUACCGAUUUAUUGGAAACUGUUUUGAUACUCCAAGAUUCAUAUUACAUUAUACGACCGACGUACCAUUGAGUAUAAAAGCAUUAUUAUAUUUUCCGGAAGAAAAGCCAGGUCUAUUUGAUUUAGCUAAAGACACAGCUGGAGGAGUAUCAUUGUACAGUCGAAAAAUUUUAAUUAAAAAUAAAGCGGAAAAUCUUUUACCUAAAUGGUUACGUUUUGUAAAAGGUGUCGUUGAUUCAGAAGACAUUCCUCUUAAUUUAAGUCGCGAAUUGUUACAAAAUAGUAUUUUAAUUGGAAAAUUACGCAACGUACUUACGGCUCGUAUAUUAAAGUUUUUGCAAGAUCGAUCUGUAAAACAAGCUGAAGACUAUAGUAAAUUUUAUAAAGAAUAUGGAUUAUUUUUAAAAGAGGGUAUUGUUACUAGCAAUGAGCAAUCAGAGAAAGAAGAUAUAGGAAAAUUAUUAAGAUUCGAAUCAUCUGCAACUUCUCCAGGAGAGUUAAUUAGUCUUCCACAAUAUUGUAGCCGUUUUGCUCAAGAUCAAAAAUAUAUAUACUAUUUGUCAGCACCUAGUCGUACAUUAGCGGAACAAUCACCGUACUACGAAUCUCUUAAAAAACGAAAUCUUGAAGUUUUAUUUUGUUAUGAACCUUAUGAUGAAUUAGUUUUGAUGCAUCUAAGACAAUUUAAUUCUCACAAUUUAGUAUCAGUUGAAAAAGAGAUGAGAGAUAAUAGCGACGCCACUAAGACAGAAAAUUUAGGUAUUAUUAAUAAGGAAGAAAUGGAUAGUCUCGUAAGUUACAUGCAAAAUCUUCUGAAGAAAAAGGCUUAUGAAGUUAAAAUGACGAAUCGCCUUGAAUCACAUCCUUGUGUAGUCACUGUUCAGGAUAUGGCUAGUGCGAGGCAUUUUAUACGCACGCAGAGUCAUCAAUUAAAUGAAGAAACGCGCUACAAUAUUCUUCAACCGAGAUUUGAAAUUAAUCCAUCUCAUCCAUUAAUUAAAAAACUUUGUCAACUAACGAAAAAUGAUUCAAAACUUGCGGAUCUUCUGAUACAACAAUUGUUCAUGAGUGCAAUGGUCGGUGCAGGAUUGAUUGAAGAUCCACGCAUACUAUUAAAUCCGAUGAAUGAAUUACUAACGUUGGCUUUGGAGAAACACUAAAACUAUUAUUUUGUUUCAUCUAAAAUGUAA
This is a messenger RNA of Vespa crabro (European hornet), 2888 nucleotides long. RefSeq names its product heat shock protein 75 kDa, mitochondrial (gene Trap1). Gene Ontology annotation, molecular function: ATP binding; ATP hydrolysis activity; protein kinase binding. The transcript is spliced from 13 exons. Gene Ontology annotation, cellular component: mitochondrial inner membrane. Gene Ontology annotation, biological process: protein folding. Lineage: Eukaryota; Metazoa; Arthropoda; Insecta; Hymenoptera; Vespidae. The coding region runs from base 771 to 2858 and encodes 695 amino acids. The record is from RefSeq and is a predicted model, not a curated record.